ACACAACUCAUUUACACUGACUAAUAGGAGUGUAGACAGACUCCUGUUGCUUUACAAAUAUUGCUUUAAAAUUGACAGAUUUUCCUCUUCAGUUGGCCAAUAUUUAUAUUAUUUUACAGUUCUUUAGUUAGUAAACCUUCAAAAACCAAAAAUGGGGUCAAAAAGAAGUGUUUCCUCAAGGCACCAUUCUCUCAGCUACUAUGAGAUCAUGUUUUCAGCCCUGUUUGCCAUGUUGGUGGUGCUCUGUGCCGGAUUAAUUGCAGUGUCCUGGUUGGCAAUCAAGGAAGCGGGACGAGAUGCGGCACUUGGACAAAGUCAUGAAGCCAGAGGGAAAUUUAAAAUAACAUCUGGAGCAACAUAUAAUCCUAAUUUGCAAGACAAACUCUCAGUGGAUUUCAAAGUUCUUGCUUUUGACCUUCAGCAAAUGAUAGAUGAAAUCUUUCAAUCAAGUAAUCUGAAGAAUGAAUACAAAAACUCAAGAGUUUUACAAUUUGAAAAUGGCAGCAUUGUGGUCAUAUUUGACCUUUUCUUUGCCCAGUGGGUGUCAGAUGAAAAUGUAAAAGAAGAACUGAUUCAGGGCAUUGAAGCAAAUAAAUCCAGUCAACUGGUCACUUUCCAUAUUGAUUUGAACAGCAUUGAUAUCCCAGACAAGCCAACAACAAGCAGUCAUCUGACAACUCCAGGAAAUGUCUCAGUAGAGUGCCUACCUGGAACAAGGCCUUGUGCUGAUGCUCUGAAGUGUAUAACAAUUGAUUUAUUUUGUGAUGGACAAUUAAACUGUCCAGAUGGUUCUGAUGAAGACAAUGAAACCUGUGCUACAGUUUGUGAUGGAAGAUUUUUGUUGACUGGAUCUUCUGGGUCUUUCCAGGCUACCUAUUAUCCAAAGCCUCCUGAAUCGAGUGUUGUUUGCCAGUGGAUCAUACGUGUACAUCAAGGACUUUCCAUUAAAAUCAACAUUAAUUCUUUUAGUACAUAUAAUACAGAUGUACUGAAUAUUUAUGAAGGAGUAGGAUCAAGCAAGAUAUUAAGAGCUUCUCUUUGGGAAACCAAUCCUGGCACAAUAAGAAUAUUUUCCAGCCAAGUUACUGUUGCCUUUCUUAUAGAAUCUGAUGAAAAUAACUACAUUGGCUUUAAUGCAACAUAUAUUACGUUUAACAGCAGUGAGCUUAAUAAUUAUGAAAAAAUUAACUGCAAUUUUGAGGAUGGCUUUUGUUUCUGGGUCCAGGAUCUAAAUGAUGAUAAUGAAUGGGAAAGGGUUCAGGGAAAUACCUAUCCUCCUUUGACUGGACCAAAUUUUGACCACACUUUUGGCAAUGUUUCAGGAUUUUACAUUUCUACCCCAACUGGACCAGGAGGGAGACAAGAAAGAGUGGGACUUUUAAGCCUCCCUUUGGAUGCCAUGAUGGAACCAGUCUGCCUUAGUUUCUGGUAUUAUAUGUAUGGUAAAAAUGUCUAUAAAUUAAGCAUUAAUAUCAGCAGUGACCAAAACACAGAGAAGACAAUCUUCCAAAAAGAAGGAAAUUAUGGAGAAAAUUGGAAUUAUGGACAAGUAACAUUAAAUGAAACAGUUCAAUUUAAGGUUGCUUUUAAUGCUUUUAAGAACCAACUCCUGAGUGAUAUAGCUUUGGAUGACAUUAGCCUAACAUACGGGACUUGCAAUGAGAGUCUUUAUCCAGAACCAACUUUGGUCCCAACUCCUCCACCAGAACUUCCUACGGACUGCGGAGGGCCUAUUGAACUAUGGGAGCCAAAUACAACAUUCAGUUCUAUGAACUAUCCAAACAGCUACCCUAAUCAGGCUUUCUGUGUUUGGAAUUUAAAUGCACAAAAGGGAAAAAAUAUACAACUUCAUUUUCAAGAAUUUGACUUACAAAGUAUUAAAGAUGUAGUUGAAAUCAGAGAUGGCGGAGAAGAUAAUUCCUUGCUGUUAGCCGUGUACACAGGGCUUGGUCCAGUAAGCGAUGUGUUCUCUACCACUAAUAGAAUGGCUGUGCUCCUCAUCACUGAUGACACAUUGGCAGGAGGAGGGUUUAAAGCGAACUUCACUACCGGCUAUCACUUGGGGAUUCCAGAGCCCUGUACUGAAGACCAUUUUCAGUGUGAAAACGGAGAAUGUGUUCCACGGGCGAAUCUCUGUGAUAGUCAUGCACAGUGUUCAGAUGGCUCAGAUGAAGCACACUGCGUGCGUCUUUUCAAUGGCACUAUGAACAGCAAUGGUUUGGUACAGUUCAGAAUUCAGAGCAUAUGGCAUACGGCUUGUGCUGAGAAUUGGACCACUCAGAUUUCAAAUGAUGUGUGUCAGCUGCUGGGACUAGGGAAUGAAAACUCAUCAAGUCCAAUGUUUUCUACCAAAGGUGGACCAUUUGUUAAGUUAAACACAGCACCUGAUGGCAACUUAAUGCUAACACCCAGUCAACAGUGUUUACAAGAUUCUGUAAUUCUAUUACAAUGUAACCAUAAAUCUUGUGGAAAAAAACUGUUGGCUCAGGAUGUUACCCCCAAGAUUGUUGGAGGCAGUAAUGCCAGAGAAGGGACCUGGCCCUGGGUAGUUGCCCUGUAUUAUAAUAACCGCCUGCUCUGUGGUGCAUCUCUCGUCAGCAGUGACUGGCUGGUGUCCGCCGCACACUGUGUGUAUGGGAGAAAUUUGGAGCCGUCUAAGUGGAAAGCAAUCUUAGGCUUGCAUAUGACAUCGAAUUUGACUUCUCCUCAAGUAGUAACUCGGUUGAUAGAUCAAAUUGUCAUAAAUCCACAUUACAAUAAAAGAAGAAAGGACAAUGACAUUGCCAUGAUGCAUCUUGAAUUUAAAGUGAAUUACACAGAUUAUAUACAACCUAUUUGUUUACCAGAAGAAAAUCAAAUUUUUUCUCCAGGAAGAAAUUGCUCUAUUGCUGGCUGGGGGAGAAUUAUUUAUGAAGGUCCUACGGCAAACAUAUUGCAAGAAGCUGACGUUCCUCUUCUAUCAAAUGGGAAAUGCCAACAGCAGAUGCCAGAAUAUAACAUUACUGAAAAUAUGAUAUGUGCAGGCUAUGAAGAAGGAAGAAUAGAUUCUUGUCAGGGGGAUUCAGGAGGACCGUUAAUGUGCCAGGAAAACAACAGGUGGUUCCUUGCUGGUGUGACAUCAUUUGGAUACCAGUGUGCACUGCCGCAUCGCCCAGGGGUGUAUGCCCGGGUCUCAAGGUUCACAGAAUGGAUACAAAGUUUUCUAUAUUAGAAUGUUUUUAAACCAAACAUGAAAUUUGGAUAGUGUUCCCAUUCUACUCUAAAAAGCAUGAAAAUCGAGAGUUUGGGGGGAAAAAAGUUACCAGAAGCCUUUAUUCUUACCUAAGACAUUGAAAUUCUGGGCUUCGGAGAAACAAA
Carlito syrichta (Philippine tarsier) is the source of this 3357-nucleotide messenger RNA. It is a transcript of the gene TMPRSS15, whose product is annotated as transmembrane protease, serine 15. Gene Ontology annotation, cellular component: membrane. The transcript is spliced from 25 exons. Lineage: Eukaryota; Metazoa; Chordata; Mammalia; Primates; Tarsiidae. Gene Ontology annotation, biological process: proteolysis. The coding region runs from base 152 to 3211 and encodes 1019 amino acids. The record is from RefSeq and is a predicted model, not a curated record. Gene Ontology annotation, molecular function: serine-type endopeptidase activity; protein binding.